This is a messenger RNA of Pistacia vera, 885 nucleotides long. RefSeq lists its product as uncharacterized. The record is from RefSeq and is a predicted model, not a curated record. Gene Ontology annotation, molecular function: metal ion binding. The transcript is spliced from 3 exons. Bases 306 to 683 code for a protein of 125 amino acids. Lineage: Eukaryota; Viridiplantae; Streptophyta; Magnoliopsida; Sapindales; Anacardiaceae.
AAUUUGUGGGGCUCCCCACCUCAGCGAAAGGAGCAUCUUUGUCAACUAUGCAGAAACACCUUUAUUCAUUUUACUAUGUUAUCAUAUUAUGUUGUACUUUCAUUCUCCAACAAUCGAAGCACCUCAAAGAGAUGAGCUUCCUGUAUCACUUCACAAAGAUCAUCACCUAGCUGUUAAUGGAUCCUCUUCUCAUCCCUACUUCUUUCUCUGUCACUCGCUCUCCGCCAAGAUGGGAUUAAACCUUUUACCUUAUAAAUAACUCUGCUGCUGCAAGGUGUUUGUUUGGAAAAUCACGUAGCAACGCAAUGUCGUCUGUGCCUGAUGGGGUUAAGAUUAAGAACAAGGAGCUGCCAAGAAUUGGGUUCAAAAAGUCAAGGACCAACUCAUCACUUCCUGGAACUUCUCUUGCUUCUUUGGAAUCCUUAUCCAUGCCUCUGGUGCAGGAAGUUGUUUUCUCUGCAGAUAUUAAGUGUGAGGAGUGUCAGAAAAGAGUAGCUGAUAUAAUGUCAAGAUUAAAAGAGACAGAGUCCGUGUUGAUUAAUGUGCUGGAAAAGAAGGUAACACUCACAUGUAGAUAUCCUGGUGUGGUUAAGGUAUCCACGAAGCAGGUUGCAACCAUACACAGAAACCCUCUUGGCAAAAUGGCCACGAUCAAGCGAAUAUUUCGUUCAUCCCGCAAUUAAUAACAGUUCCGAUAAGGUCCACCACCAUGCCAGAAUGUGAUUUCUUCAAUAAAAUUUGUUUUAGGCUGAAUUAGCAAUGUACAUAUUACUUUAUAGUACUGAAUGAUAAAUCAAAUAUGUAAUUAGCGCUUGAUUGUGAUUGCAAUUUUAUGAAAUAAUUUUCAGAAGAAAUACAGAGUAGAAAGUUGGAUAUGCUUGCUUC